AUGGAAGCGAGAUAUCGCCAUCCGCGUGCCGCGAGUGCCCAGGGCUGCCCGUUUCCGUCGCCUACCGAUGUGGACAUGAUGCUUAUGGAGAGCGACGUAGAGCCCCAGAAGUAUAACCACCCGAGCAACAACUUUGUCUCGCCGACCCUAAGUGAGCAGGAAGUGGACUCGCUCGAGUGGAUCGACAACUUUCUACCUUCAUUCGAGGCAGCCCCUCAGCAAGACGAGCCAAUGUUCGUCGGGAACACCGUGGACGUGACCGCGAGUGCACUCAAGCGCCAGACGACGCAUUAUCUUUUCCCCUCGCUGCAUUCAGUAACAGGAGACUACGUGUGUCUGACUUCCAUGUAA
Molecule: messenger RNA, 351 nt
Organism: Phytophthora infestans T30-4
Lineage: Eukaryota; Oomycota; Peronosporomycetes; Peronosporales; Peronosporaceae
Exons: 2
Coding region: 1-351 (116 amino acids)
Source: RefSeq, a predicted model, not a curated record